Messenger RNA from Fomitopsis serialis, 353 nucleotides. RefSeq lists its product as uncharacterized. NCBI's taxonomy places the organism in Eukaryota, Fungi, Basidiomycota, Agaricomycetes, Polyporales, Fomitopsidaceae. The transcript has a single exon. The record is from RefSeq and is a predicted model, not a curated record. The coding region runs from base 49 to 267 and encodes 72 amino acids.
CCCGACGCGAGAUCCGCCGUUGAACCCGCUCCCCUAGGGCAAGGCAGGAUGCGCGAUAGGUUUAUUGACGGACGCAGACGCAGGGCGCUCAGCCACCGCUGCCCGCCCUCCGUCGUCCAUCUCCGCCGCUCGCGCCCUCUCGCGGUCACGCACCCCCGCGCGACCGACACAGACAGCGCUCGCUCAUCCGGACUCCCUCCGCUCCCUCACGCUGGGCACUGCAGAGGGCCACGUUCGCAUUCCCUCACUACAAUGCUUCCUCCUUAGGCGCCAGUGGCCAACCUGGGCCCAUUCAAGAUUCUGUGACCCGGACUGCCCGAACAUUCAACGGUGGAUGCACCGUCGUCCUGUCC